AUGGACCGUUUUCUUCAAAAGAGUGUCAGAAAGCAGAGCAAUGAUGGAAAGUCUGUUGCCAGUUGCAGCAAAAGAUGUAUUGCCAGCGAAGAUUCAAGUAACAAUAAAAAGCCAAGAAACCGGAAAUAUGAUCCAAAAUAUUUGGAAUAUGGCUUUACAUGGGCUGGCUCAGAGGAAGCACCACGUCCACAGUGUGUGGUGUGUGGUGAAGUUCUUGCUAAAGAGAGCUUAAAACCGUCAAAAAUGAUCAGGCACCUACAGACAAAGCACAGUUCUCUACAAACCAAACCGCUUGAUUAUUUUAAACGAAAAUUGAGGGAACUACGCGGCCAAAAAACCGUACUAAAAGGUGCAGUUACAGUUAAUGAGAAAGCACUUGAGGCCUCAUUUGUGGUGUCAUACUGGAUAGCCAAAACAGGUAAACCCCACAACAUUGGAGAAAGCUUUUUUCUACCUUGUGCCAAAGAAAUGGUUUGUAUUAUGCUUGGGCAAAAUGCUGCUACUCAGCUUGAUUUGAUCCCCCUGUCUAAUGACACUAUAGCUAGGCGAAUUCAUAGUAUGGCAAAAGACGUGACAGAGCAAGUCACCAACAUGGUUAAGCAAAGUGCUUUUUUUGCCAUUCAGAUUGAUGAAACGACAGAUGUGUCGGGGUCUGCUCAGAUGCUGACCUACAUAAAAUUUGAAAAUGAUCAAAAACUACAUGAGGAAUUUUUUUUCUGCCAGCCUCUACCGCAACGUGCUACUGGGGAACAGCUUUUUUCACUUCUGGAUACUUUUGUCACUAACUCUGGAUUGGAAUGGCUGCGCUGUGUAGGAAUUUGUAGUGACGGUGCUCGGGCAAUGACUGGAAACAACAGUGGGCUAGUGACCAGAGUGCAAGCUGUUGCACCACAAGCAGUCUGGACUCACUGCAUUAUACACAGGCAAGCCCUUGUUGCAAAAAAAAUGCCACCUAUUCUAAAACAAGUCCUUGAUGAAGCUGUACGCACAGUAAACUUCAUUAAGAGCAGUGCAACAAGUGCACGCCUAUUCAGAGUUUUGUGUGAGGAGAUGGGAGCUGAGCACCAUCAGUUACUUUACCACACAGAAGUACGCUGGUUGUCACGGGGAAAUGUGGUCAACCGUUUAUUUGAGCUUAGGGACGAAGUACAUUUUUUUCUUUCAGACAGAGAUUCCAUGCUGGCUGAAAAUUUUUUAGAUGCCAAGUGGCUUGCUAUGCUAGCUUACCUAGCAGACAUUUUUGACCGGUUAAAUGUGCUAAAUACCUCCCUCCAAGGACAAGAAAUGACAGUUUUUUCAUCCACUGACAAGAUUGAAAGUUGGAUCAAGAAGCUGUCCUUGUGGUACACUCGUGUAGAAAGUGGUAAUUUUGAAGCAUUUCCUUUGUUGGAUGAUUUUUUGCAUGACAAUGAUCUUCCAAAACAUGAUUUGAAACCUGUUAUCAUCAGCCAUCUGGAGAGCCUCCAACAGCAAUUUCGUCAGUACUUUCCUGAAAAGGAUCGAAAAGCAGAAGCGUGGAUUAGGAAUCCCUUCAGUGCUGAAGCGACUGCAAAUGCUUGUUUGCCACUUUCAGUGGCUGAAAAAUUGAUUGAUCUCUCCUGUGAUGAGACACUGAAUCUGAGAUACUCUGAACAACCUCUUGCAAACUUCUGGAUCUCGGUUCAACAGGAAUACCCAGACCUGUCAUCUGCUGCAUUGAAGGUGCUGACGCCGUUUACAUCUACCUACCUUUGUGAAGCUGGAUUUUCAGCUUUAACAUUACUGAAAAAUAGGUACAGAUCCCGUCUCGCUGUUGAAGAUGACAUUCGCCUUUAUCUCAGUCACACAAAACCCCGUUUCAAGAAUUUGUGUUCAACACUACAAGCUCACCCAUCCCAUUAA
This is a messenger RNA of Pseudophryne corroboree (corroboree frog), 1881 nucleotides long. RefSeq names its product zinc finger BED domain-containing protein 5-like. The record is from RefSeq and is a predicted model, not a curated record. The transcript has a single exon. NCBI's taxonomy places the organism in Eukaryota, Metazoa, Chordata, Amphibia, Anura, Myobatrachidae. Gene Ontology annotation, molecular function: protein dimerization activity. Bases 1 to 1881 code for a protein of 626 amino acids.